GCCCUCUUUUGUGGUCACUGGCCCCACAAUCAAAGCCUGUACUAGCAUGUGCAUAUGUUAUACAUACAGUGUUUGAGUAGUUUGGUACAUGUAUUGUUAUCUUCCGUUUUUUAUGAGGCUUCUCUGUAGAAAAUCUAAACAAUGUCAGCAGCUUCAGAGGGGUUCUCAACAAGAAGCUUUAGUGAGCUUUCAGAGGAUGAGUUUAUGGUCAGAGUUGGGGUUGAUCUAGUUGCAGCUGCUAAAAGGAAUCUUGGGUUUUUGAGAUUAGUUGAUGAAUCUUCUUGGCUUCAUAAGAGACCCACUAUUCUUGAAGCUAUUAGAAGGUAUGAUGAGCUUUGGAUGCCCUUGAUUUCUGAUCUGAUGGUGGGGAUCAGUCCUCCAAUGAUUCUUCCUCCUCUUGAUAUUGAAUGGGUCUGGUUCUGUCACACUUUGAACCCGGCUAGUUACAGGCAAUACUGUGAGGCAAGAUUUUCGAAGCUCAUAGGGAAAGCUGCUAUCUUUAAUGAAGAAAAUGAAGAUUAUGCAUUGAAUAGAUGUAGAGAGAUUUGGGUUCAAAAAUAUCCAAAUGAGCCCUUCGAGAAUGAAGAGGAUUCUAAUCAGGAAAAAAACAUCAUCUGUAAUGAAGACCUCUUGGCUGAGGUGUCAAAACAAAGAUGUCUUUAUGCAAAGUUUCAUGAACCGUACAUGUCGGAACUUGUGUAUCUAAUUGCAUCAAAACGACGGUUUAAAGGUUUCCUGCAUAUGAUGCAGAAAUUUUCAGAUGGUUGCUGUCGUUUAGUACCCACUACAGAUGUACUACUAAUGUUAAUGACACAUCAGAGUUAUCCCACUGUAUACGCAACAGAUGUUAAGGAAAUGGAGGGGAUUAUGUGGAAAAUUGUUGGACCAUGUGAUGCUGUAAAACCGAAUGAAGUUGAAAUGACAAAAAAACUGUGGGAACAGACUUUUGAAGAACCUUAUGAGAAAGCUGGUUGCGAGGUCAUUUCAGAAGUUCAUAAAAUUAAGCAACCGAUUUACUGGAAGGUCACUGAUCUUGAUGUGAACACAAAAUACAAAUCAUUGUUACCCAGGUUCAUAUCUGAGGUCUGUGUGAUGGUCAAGCUCAACCCCAAGACAAAUAUAACAGCAGAAGGAACUUCAAAUGAGUUUUUACGUUUACGGAUGUUAAGGUGUCAUAAGGAACUCAAUAUUAACCAACCCUUAUCGAAGUUUACCUCUGAUUCGUGGAAAAAAGCAUUGCAUCUCUUUUGCGAGUUUGGAACUAAAGGGUUAGUACUUGAGCUUCGUCACCCUAAGGGCCGCUGUUUCCGAGGAAGUAGUUUGGUAGAUACCAUCACAUUUACUUGGAAUGCUUUGCUUCGUGCACCCUCUCUCACUCUUGGUAGAGAAAUCAGUGAAAAAGUAAGGUUGUUUGCUUCAAUGACUCCACCUGUUCAAGCACCCUACUUGUUAAAAUGUGUUGCGGAUAGAGUAACAGAUGAUUCAGGGGCAAUGAUAUCUGAUGUCAUCCUCAAAAUGAAUCAAUAUCGUCCUCAAGAAGGUCGGUGGUUGUCACGCACAGUUCUUGAUCAUGCAGGAAGAGAAUGCUUUGUUAUUCGAAUAAGAGUGGCUGGAGGAUUUUGGAGGAGGGGUGGUGAAGUCCCUACAGCUGUAAAAUGGGAAGAUAGGAUUAUGGAGAUUCGAGAAGGUUCUUGGUUCUAUGAAGCAGGUUCCAUUGGUAGAGCUCCUGCAAAAGUGGUAGGAUCUGCAAUUCCAAAAGAACCUCCGGAAGGUUGGCAAGCAGCUUGGUGUUUUUCAACAGGGCAUGAAUUACUUGUAAAGUAUGGGUCAUCAACAUCCAUUUCAGGCUUGUGUCUUGAUUUGAAAACUCCUAUGCCUACUAAUUCAUGGUAUCGAGAACAAACAUCUAGAGAUACCAAUGACUCAAAAGAAUACAAUGAAAGAAACGCAGAACAAGAAGUUGAUGGAGAUGAUGGUUUUGUGACACUUGUCAGGUACUCCGAGGAAAACCCUGAUGGAAUAGCUACUGGUCUUAUAAACUGGAAGUUAUUGCUGGUAGAACUGCAUCCUGAAGAAGAUGCAGCAUUUAUACUUCUUCUAUGCAUUUCAUUGCUCAGAAGUGUUACAGAAAUGAAAAAGGAGGACAUUGGAGGCUUGUUAAUUAGGAGGAGGUUAAAGGAAGCUAAGCUUGGCGCGAGAGACUGGGGUUCAGUUGUACUUCAUCCUUCUUCAUAUUCUCCUACCAUUUCCACACCUUAUGUUCACCCUUGGCACUGGAACCCGAAGGUCCUGAUGGCAAUGGACAAAGUUGAUAUGACGGGGCCAAUCGGUGUUAGAUUUCCACCGGAGGAAGGUGGUAACAAGUUAUACAAAGACGCAGUUAUUGCAUAAAAAGAAUAUUAACCCGAAACACACCAAGGACGAUAUAAUUUUACCUUUUCAUGACAUGAUACUGGCAGGGAAGAAGGCUGUAGAUAUAUAGUUGUAUUAAAACUGAGCCUUUGUAACUAACAUCAAUACAUGAAUUCCUAAGCAUCUGGCUUGUGAUUAGCAUUGUUGUAUUAAAAAAGCUGGAAAUUAGUUAAUUUCCGAGACAAAACAAUAUACAACCGUACAAUGUGUGACGAAACAAUUAGCUAGAGAAACAAAAAAGAAUUGCAUGCAGAA
Daucus carota subsp. sativus is the source of this 2667-nucleotide messenger RNA. RefSeq names its product glycine-rich domain-containing protein 1. The record is from RefSeq and is a predicted model, not a curated record. The coding region runs from base 142 to 2391 and encodes 749 amino acids. The transcript is spliced from 8 exons. NCBI's taxonomy places the organism in Eukaryota, Viridiplantae, Streptophyta, Magnoliopsida, Apiales, Apiaceae.